CUCUCUGUUUUAGGGCAAAAUGCUGUCCGUGUUUCUGAUUUUGGCUCUGAUUUGCGGCUGCUCUUGUUAUCCAAGUGGAGCCCCCGAAUCGGCUUGCACUACUAUGACACCAUCCCAUGGAGUCCCUCCCCAAAAUACGUCAUCUCCUUACGUCAUUAAAUUCUCAUCUUCAAACUUUUCGAUAGACAGUAAUUUUACAGUCACGAUUUCAUCCAAGGACGGCAAUACAAGCUUUAGAGGCUUCUUGAUGGAAGUCUUUACAGACCAACCAACACCCAACCAACUGGAAGAAAGCGAAUUUAAAGUUCCAGAAAAUGCUCAUCCUACAUGUAAUGGAGGUGCAACUCAUUCUGAUGCAAAAGAAAAGCAUAUGAUUGGACUACAAUGGCAACCAACGACGAGUUUUACAGGGAAAGUCAAGUUUAGAGCCACAAUAGUCCAAGCUUAUACAGUGAUUUGGAAAAACGUCGAGUCUGAAUAUUUAUCCGUGGAUUACACAGCCCCCUCUACUUCUCCAAGUGACGUCACCACAAUUUCACACCCAAUCAGCACAAUAUCAGAGUCCCCUUCUGAUCUGCCUCGAUGUGAACCUGGUUUCGGUUGCUUUAAAGCUUGUCCACUGACCACGUGUGAAUCGGUCGUCAUGUGGAGAAGAAGUGGAAACUUUGUGGACUUUAAAAUCGUUGCACGUCUUGAUCGACCUAACAACAGAUGGGUCGCCAUCGGUUUCUCUCCAACAGGCAGAAUGCCCAAAACCAGUGUCAUAAUGUGCCUGGUUGACAACGGUAAAAUAAGCGUGGAGGAAGGAAUAAACAAGGGAUACAGUUUUGGUCCUCUGUCUAAUAAAACACUAGGAUUAACUAACAUUUCCGCCAGUGUCGUGGACAGCGUCUUGAGGUGCACGUUUACACGUCAAAUCAACAUCAGCGGGAGUGUAGAAAGCAUUUACAGUCUGACCAAGAAAUAUUUCCUGUUGCUUGGAGACGGCCCUAUCAUAGGUGGCACACCGGGUCAGCACGAAAAAACUCCGGUUAAAAGUGAAAGUCGAGUGGAUUUCUUGGUGAACGAGAACGUAGGAUCGGACGACCCGUCCAAGACACUGUACAAGCUACAUGGGAGCCUGAUGAUCCUGUCCUGGAUGUUUCUGUCCAGUGUGGCCAUCAUCACUGCCCGGUACUAUAAGUCGGAGUGGAGGGGUAUGAUGCCCUGCGGGGUCAAAGUCUGGUUCGCUAUACACAGAACCAUGAUGUCAAUGGUAUUCAUCAUUACUACCGCCUCUUUCAUCAUCAUCUUCAUACAAGUGGGCUCACUUCUACAGGAAACGGAGGGUGACAUAUAUGUAAGGUAUCACCCGGCGCUUGGAAUCACAGUCAUGGCUCUAUGUGUUGCAAAUCCAAUCAUGGCCUUUUUCCGGUGUGACCCAGGACACAAAUACAGACAUGCCUUUCAUUAUUCCCAUAUGUUUGUUGGAACUGCUGCCCAAAUUUUGUCAGCUAUUACGAUAUAUUUCGGAGUGAAUCUAGAGAAAUCAAACACUCCAGAGGAAGCUUCAUACAUAGUCAUAGCCUACAUCAUUACUUACGUCAUAAUUGAGGUCAUUCUCGAAUGUCAAAAAUAUUACAGAAGAAAUGAAGACGAGACAGAAACACAGAUUUUACUCAGAUCUACUUCAAAUGUUCCUCAACAAAAAUAUCAGAAACAUCAGGUUAACAGCUUCAAGUUAACAGUACUUACCAUUCACUUCGUGUGCAUGUCCAUGUACUGUAUGGUACUGAUUUACUUUGUGGCGACGGCAUAGAAAGGACGCCAUAGCGGAAACCUUGAUCUCAGAUAGGAAAACCGGAGGAAAACUGUAUGGUGGUAAAGAAUUCACGUGCGUUGAAGAGCGAAAAUGUGAUAUUUGUUACUCAGUUUUGUAAAUAAACAGUUUUGAUUAUUUUACAACAA
This is a messenger RNA of Magallana angulata, 1947 nucleotides long. RefSeq names its product putative ferric-chelate reductase 1 homolog. The transcript has 15 exons. The record is from RefSeq and is a predicted model, not a curated record. Gene Ontology annotation, molecular function: oxidoreductase activity, acting on metal ions. Lineage: Eukaryota; Metazoa; Mollusca; Bivalvia; Ostreida; Ostreidae. Bases 20 to 1798 code for a protein of 592 amino acids.